This is a messenger RNA of Triticum aestivum (bread wheat), 715 nucleotides long. RefSeq lists its product as uncharacterized. The record is from RefSeq and is a predicted model, not a curated record. The coding region runs from base 92 to 529 and encodes 145 amino acids. The transcript has 2 exons. NCBI's taxonomy places the organism in Eukaryota, Viridiplantae, Streptophyta, Magnoliopsida, Poales, Poaceae. Gene Ontology annotation, molecular function: nucleic acid binding.
AUGAAAAAAAAAGAAUUAGUUCUUACAUUUCGAUGAUGACCGAAAUCAUGAUCAACUUUUCUUGUUUCUGUCUAGGUUGAAGGAGAAGGUAAUGAGACGAGUUUUAAAUGAACUGAAACCUUCAUUAACUGAAGCCAACAAGAAGGCACGUGUGGCGUAUUGCCUUGAGAAUUUGGAGCCAAGUUCAUUGGAGGACAAUCCCACUUUUAAAGCUAGUUUUAACAAGGUUCAUUUGGAUGAGAAGAUCUUCUACCGCACAAGGAAGACACAGAAAAUGUACUUGAGUCAUAGAGAGGAAGCACCAAAAAGAGAAUGCAAACAUAAAAACCACAUCCAGCAGAUCAUGUUCUUGUCGGCUAUGGCAAGGCCAAGGUAUGAUUCUCAAGGAAAUUGUGUGUUUGAUGGAAAAAUAGGUGUGUGGGCAUUUGUUGAUUGGGUGCAAGCUCAAAAGAAGAGUGCUAACAGAGGGAGAGGAGAAUGGGAGCUCAAGCCUUCAUCUUCGGUGGAUAGGAACAAAAGCAGGGAGUAAAUUGUGCAGUAUGUACUGCCUGCUAUAAAGGAAAAAUGGCCUGAGAGUGAUAGAUGGAACACCGUGUACAUUCAGCAAGACAAUGCAAGAACUCAUGUUUUAGCAAAUGAUCCCAUUUUUGCAAUGGAAGCGGCAAAGGGAGGUUGGGAUAUCAGAAUUGUAAAUCAACCACCAAAUUCACCUGAC